This is a messenger RNA of Tachyglossus aculeatus (Australian echidna), 6747 nucleotides long. RefSeq names its product shroom family member 2 (gene SHROOM2). NCBI's taxonomy places the organism in Eukaryota, Metazoa, Chordata, Mammalia, Monotremata, Tachyglossidae. Gene Ontology annotation, biological process: actin filament organization. The record is from RefSeq and is a predicted model, not a curated record. The transcript is spliced from 11 exons. Gene Ontology annotation, cellular component: apical plasma membrane; cortical actin cytoskeleton; adherens junction. The coding region runs from base 1 to 5286 and encodes 1761 amino acids. Gene Ontology annotation, molecular function: actin filament binding.
AUGGACGGCGGCGAGCCCCGAGGCUGGCCGCAGCGCUUCGCAGAGCAGGCGGGCCGGGGGGCCGGCGGGGCCAGGCUGCUGGAGGUGGUGCUCCGCGGGGGCGCGCCCUGGGGCUUCACCUUGAAGGGCGGCAAGGAGCACGGGGAGCCGCUCAUCAUCACCAAGAUAGAAGAAGGUAGCAAAGCUGCAGCCGUGGACAAGUUAUUAGCUGGGGAUGAGAUCAUCAGCAUCAAUGAUAGAGGCCUUUCGGGCUUCAGGCAAGAGGCCAUCUGCUUGGUAAAAGGUUCUCACAAGACCCUAAAGCUGGUAGUGAAAAGAAGGAACGAGACGAGCUGCAGGCCCCACUCAUGGCAUGCCACCAAGUUCACGGACAGUCAUCCUGACCCGGGGGCAGCUCAACUAGUCUCAGUCAACACUUGCACUUCUUGGCACUCCCGAUACCAUAGCAGCUCUUCCUCCCAUGACCUGUCAAGCUCUUGGGACCAGACAAAUCUACAUCGCACUUCCGACCAUUUCAGUUCCCUGGGAAGCAUGGACAGUUUGGGCCAUCCUUCCCAACCUUAUGCCUACAGCCGACUUUCCGCAACGAAAUCCAAUAGCAGCAUCGACCGUCUCAGCCACCAAAACCAGCGGGACUCAGCCUACGGCUCCUUCUCUACCAGCUCCGGCACGCCUGACCACACCCUAUCGAAGGCGGACGCCACCUCGACGGAGAACGUCCUCCACAAAGUGACCCAGUGGGACUCGGCCAGGUCCGGGAGUGGCAAGCCUCCCCAGCCCCUGGGUAACAGCACUCCAAGCGGAGGGGAACGGCUAGCCUCUUGGCCCCCUCCCAUUCCCUGGGAGCUGAGCAAAAGUCCAAGACCGGAUGACAUUCCUGAGCCCAGGUUCUCGGGUUCGGGAAGAUCCAAUUUUGGGCCCGUCUGGUACGUUCCCGAGAAGAACAGGGCGUCCCAUUCCCCGCCGCCCCCUCCUCCGCCCCUCCGGAGUGAUAGCUUCGCUGCUACCAAAGGGCACGAGAAGACCCAGGGUCCAGCCUCCUCAGAGACCACCAGCACCCAGCACUUUAUGGUUCCGACCCGAGCUCAGCCCAGAAACGAAUGGCCUUCUGAAACUGCAGAUCAGCAGCGAAGACUGGUACGAGUGAGUGACAGGAGCGCGGAGAGGAAAAGGUUCGCUCGCUCAACCUACCAGUCUGAUCUCAGUCUGGACCGCAGCUUCCUCUCCUCAGAUGACCCAUGUAGCAGCGAUCCGGGGACCAACCCCAGUCUCCAAGCAUCUCUAUCCAGCACAGAUGUUCGUUUUGCACAACCAGCUUACGGUUUCCAUCACCAGCGCCAGUACAGCGAUGAAAGCACUUUCUUUCACCACCCUCGGAUCUCCGCGGCCCCUAAGGAACUGAGACAGCUGGCCCAUUGUGGUAGCCAGCCCGAGCCCUCUACUGAGCGUUUUUGCGGCCACAGUCCGACCCAAGUCAUACGAUUUGGUGCCGCCCCUCCUGUCGACUUUGCCACUGACCAGAUGUUGGAGAUCACCGGACAGAAUCGCUUUUACUGUGUAGCGACCAAACAGCCAGCUCAGGGAAGUUCUCAGCCACUGCAACUCCAAGACGAAUGUUGGAAGCCUUCAUCAGGAGCUGACACGCCUCUGGCCCCUUAUGAAAACCCCGCCGUACUCACAACAAGCCAAAGAACCAAAUACUCUCUACCUCAACAUUGCGAGCAUUUAGAUAUCUGCGAGAGGAGCAGUUCUGGCCGAGCAGACAGUGGUGGGGAAGGUUGGUCUGGAGGCUUGGGAGACACCCGGCGAGCCAGUCGUGUCGACGAAACUAAUAGGCAGAUCCCGAACGACGAUUUUGAGGGAAACCGCAGAAGUGAUAGCCUCUGUCAGCAAGACUACGCGAGGCCCAGUGGUGCUUCUCCUCAAAGCCGACCUCGCCAUUCAGACUUCAAGUGGGCCGAGGAGGAAAGUGACAAGAUCUCUCCCUGCAAGACACCUAUGUUACACUCCUUAGCUCAAGAAGGAAAAAGCCAGCCCAAACGUUGCCCGGGGGCUAGACCAGACAAACCGCCCCCGUUCGAUGCCCAGGUGGGCAAACAGGCACGAAGGAGCGAUCGGUUUGCAACAGCCCUGAGGAACGAGAUUCAGAUGAGGCGUGCCAAGCUGCAGAAAAGCAAAAGCACAGCUAGCCUGACUGGGGACAGUGAAGCUGAGGAAUGCGGAGAUCCCUGGAAACCAGAGUCUGGGGAUGACUCUUUUCCCGGCACCUACAGGGGCCAUCUGCAGGAGGCCCAGGCCAGAGUCCUCCGAGCCACUUCCUUCCAACGGCGAGACCUAGAGGGUGGCUCCGCCGGGCAUUACCCAUGGUCCUCUGAGCAUGGGCUCGGCAGCUGCAGUUCCUCCUCCUGUCAGCCCCAGGAUCCUGAGGCCAAUUCCCCGCUCCUGGGGGUCGGCCGGUCUAAGCCGCCUGCCUCGGGGAUCGGGCUGCCACCCGUCUACCGCAUCGGAGGCCGGAGGCGCUUCACGGCAGAGCAGAAACUGAGGUCAUACUCCGAGCCGGAGAAGAUCCACAAGGUGGGCAUCUCUGAGGGAUACAGCCCAGGCCGUCGUCAUGACACAUCCGAGGAAACCCUGGCUUCUUUUGCCGAUAGGUGGAAGUUUUUUGAGGAGACCAGUAAGCCCUCCCACCAGAGGCCUGCCCAGAAACCAGCUGCCUCUGGCCCGUCGAAGGAUCCGCCAGUUGGAAAAGUCCACGGGCCCGAGGGAACGGACCAGUGGCAUCAGAAAAGAACCCGGACAGCCUCUUUCGGAGAGAGCUUCAGCUCUGGCAGUAGUCGGGCCCACAAGGUGGAAAAUUGUCAGCAGCCUCAGAGGCUGGGGACCUUCGCAGAAUACCAGGCUUCCUGGAAAGAACAGAGAAAGCCCUUAGAAGCAAGGAGCUCAGGGAGGUACCACUCAGCCGACGACAUCCUGGACGUGGUCCUGGAACAGAAUGAGAAACCCCAAUAUGUGCAUGAACGAUCCAGGUCCUCUCCCUCCACAGAUCACUACAAACAGGAAGCCUCCGCUGGAGUGAGAAGGCAGGCUGAGGAUUUUCGAGAAGAUAGGGAGCCCAUUUCCUCCAAAACCAGGACUGAUGAGGGGAAUUCUGCUUGGAGGCAAGCUGAUGCAGAGCCCCAGAAAGUGAGUCCAGAAGAAGAACGAGAUCGGCUCGAUCAAAAUGUGCUAGGUCACUGGAAGUCUUGUGAAGCAGCUCACCCCAGAGAACCUGCAGCCUCACCCCGAGAGAGUCGGGGAAGGGCUGGGACGCUGCCUAAUGAUUAUAGGUUCUCCAAAGAGAGCGAGAGGGAAGAAGAGCAAACUGGCCAAACACUCCCCCAGACAUUCCCUGAAGCACCAGCAAAGGGCCACAGCCUUUGUCCACCCCAACAGGCCAGAGGCGAGGUCUCCCAUCAGACAGAUCCGACAGCUUUGAACAAGAGACGAGGUCCCGUGCCUCAGAGACCUCCUCCGCCCAAGCUUGACGGGAAUAAAUACAGGCGCCCGGAUGCUUCCACGCCCAGCUGCGGCACCUCUCCGGAAUCUCUGCGGGUAGCUCCCGGCAAGACCUUUCUGCCUUAUUCCCCUGGCCCAGGUGAUGCAGGCGGAGGGCCUCCCCCUCUGUAUCUCAGCCCUGCUACUUUCAUCGAAGACGUAGCCAGCCCGCUGCCACAGGAACCGCGCCAAGACACGACUACUGAGAAUGGUUUCCAGCACUUAGAUGAGGAGAAGUUGUGUCUUAAGCCCGAACCCGUGUUGUCUUCAAAGUUCCAUCAUCGCCACCACCUCCAGAAAGCGGCAAUGGAAAUGUCUAGGUCUCCAUCACCCCAGUUUGCCCCACAAAAACUCACCGAUAAGCCUCCUGUAUUACUCCAGGAUGAAAACCCAACCAGAAUUGAAAGAGUGAUGGAGAACAACACCACCGUGAAAAUGGUCCCCAUUAAGAUCGUCCACUCGGAAAGCCACGCCGAGAAGGAGAGCCGACAGAGUUUGGUGAGCCCCCUGGAGCUUCCCGCCCUGCCCUGUGGCUUGGAGAAAGACCAGAUCAAGACGCUCAGCACUUCUGAGCAAUCCUACUCUCGCUUCUGUGCGUACACCAGGCAGGGAGUGGAGCCAGAGGCGGCCAGUAAAGCCAGGCUCGCUGACUCACAGCCAGCCGAAGCCUCGGCCGCCAACGUGAAAGACGGUGAGGCCUCCACGCCAACUGUCAGCUAUGUGAAGGCCAAGGAGAAGACCUUUGAAGACCUGAAGUCAGAGGAGCUGGCCAGGGAGAUUGUGGGCAAAGAUAAAUCUCUAGCAGACAUUUUGGAUCCCAAUGCGAAAAUCAAAACCACGAUGGACCUGAUGGAAGGGAUCUUCCCUAAAGAUGAACACCUCCUGGAAGAAGCUCAGCAGCGCCGGAAGAUGCUGCCAAAGGUUCCUUCUCCCAGGAUUACAGAGGAAAAGAAAGAAGAGCAGAGCAUACCAUCUGCCAUCUCCCUGACGACCAGUUCUACAUACUACAGCACAUCUGCCCCAAAGGCUGAACUGCUGAUUAAAAUGAAAGAUAUGCAGGAGCAACAGCAGCAGCAGCAGCAGCAAAUUGAGGAGAAUUCCGAAGAUGAACUAGACCAUGACCUAUCAGAGAAGAAGCAGGAACUCAUUGACAGCAUCGGUCGGAAACUGCAGGUGCUGCGGGAAGCCCGGGAGAGCUUAUUGGAGGACAUCCAGGCCAACAGUGCACUGGGUGAUGAGGUGGAGGCUCUGGCGAAAGACGUCUGCAAGCCCAAUGAGUUUGAUAAGUUCCGGAUGUUUAUUGGGGACUUGGACAAAGUGGUGAACCUCCUUCUCUCCCUGUCAGGCCGGCUUGCUCGGGUGGAGAAUGCCCUAAAUAACCUGGAUGAUGGUGCCUCACCUGAAGAACGGCGUACGCUGCUCGAGAAGCAGAAGUUGCUCACGCGGCAGCACGAAGACGCCAAAGAAUUGAAGGAGAAUCUGGACCGCAGGGACCGUAUUGUCUUUGACAUUUUGGCCAACUACUUGAGUGAGGAAAGUCUAGCAGACUAUGAACAUUUUGUCAAGAUGAAAUCAGCCCUCAUCAUAGAGCAACGGGAGCUUGAAGACAAAAUCAAGCUCGGAGAGGAGCAGCUGAAGUGCUUGACCGACAGCCUCCAACCGGAAAAGAUCCCAGAGGUAGUGUGCCUUUUGGCCUCAGGAUAUUCAUUUCACCAGAGCAAUGUAAGAAAAAUCCUGACCCAGUGUGUUUGAAUGUAGUCAAGAAAUGUCUGAUCCUCUACACUCCUUUUCUCCCUUAAACUGUUUCUAAAUUACCACUGUGGUCAUAUCAUUUUCAUUCUAUUUUUUUUCACCUUGUUUUUAGUAAUUAUACAACUGCUGGGUGAAUUUUUUUUAUUUAUUUCUGUAUAAUAAGUACUGUUUUCAUUGAUGAAACAGAAUGAUUCCCAGACUGUAAGGAGAUAAAAGUGGUGCUGAACACUGAUGAAGGUGCAUCAGAGAACUGAUUUCCAACAGACUGUUACUUUUUUCUUCUCAUAGACAUUAGAUUUCAGUCUGAUGGUUUGUUUAUACUUUAAGAGCUUUGUCUCUUCUUCUCAGAAGGAGCAUUUGAGCCAACCUCUUGAACACCUUGACAGUGAGACCACAAGAGACCAGUUGGAGAAGGAAUCACUUUAAGUGUCUUUAUCCUUUCCAUUUCAGUAAAGCGUUUUUUGAACAAGUGGGCUUUUUCUAGAUUGGCUUACAAUCCCAUCAGCAUUUCCUCUUUUCACUAGAGUCAUAAACUGCACUGCAUGAGCUCACGAGGUACCAUUUUCACUCCUAGUACAGCCAAAAUUUCAGCAAUAACUUGUUUUUUUUUCUUUCCCACAAAGCAAUAAGUACCCCCUUGCUUACAGGGGUCCUUACAGUCCUUUUAUUCCUAUGAAGCUCAACUGUGUUUCCCAGCUUGAGGACAUCGUAGACCUCGAUCAACAGCUUCACCCACCUCGGGAUUCACUUUCUGUUCAAAGGCAAGAUGUCAGGCAUGAUGAAGCCAUUGCCCUUGGAACCAGUCUUUCACCAGCACCACCGGCUAAGUCAUUUCAGUGGGAUUCCUUUUCUUUUCUGUUGGGGAGAGUAGCCCUCUGCUUUUAUCUGUGACUUUUUUGUUUUUUAAAGAAACCUAUUGUGGUUGUUGAAAAGUGUAUGUGAAAUGUGAAUAAUAAUAUAAUUUCUACAUGUGUGUGUAUGUGUAUAUGUAUAUAUAUAUAUGUGUGUGUGUGUGUGUGUGUAUUGGAUACUUCAAUUUAAGCUGAUAGAUAGCAGUACUGAGAGUUCUCUCAUAACCUGUUGAUCUCUGCCCCAUAGUGUCUGUUCUCUGUUUAACUGUGCAUUAGAGUUCAUUUGGAAGGGACCUGCAGAUUCCUGAAUCUCAGUAAUGUUAUAAACUUGUACAUAGCUGUUCGGUUGCUUUUUUAAGGAAAAAAAAAAAUCCGGUGCUAAUGUUUUGCCCUUGGCAUCCUUAGGCGAUGGCUGAUUCUUCACCUUAAUGUGAUAUCUCAAUUCUAGACUUCCCUGUAUAUUGAGAUUUUUGUCAGGGUUAUUGGCUGUGUUUAGAUUCAACAGCCCAUAGAGGAGAUGUAUAUGAAUUUCAUGCUUGACACUUAGCAUUACCCUACUGACAAAUCCUACUGCUUGAAUUUAAAGAAAUAAAUUGUGUCUUUCAGUGUC